Messenger RNA from Arabidopsis arenosa, 924 nucleotides. NCBI's taxonomy places the organism in Eukaryota, Viridiplantae, Streptophyta, Magnoliopsida, Brassicales, Brassicaceae. The record is from the annotation of a GenBank genome assembly.
CUAUCACACUUAAGUUGUUGGUUUUCUCCACAACCCCACUUUUACUUCUCUUCCCUCUCUCCCUCCCAAAUAACCGCCAAUAAACAAUGCUCCGACUAAGCAACGCCGCCGUGAUAACAACCAAUGCAAUCCUCGCAUUGAUCGGCCUCGCCGCUCUAUCUUUCUCCGUCUACGUCUAUGUUCAAGGCCCUUCACAGUGUCAACGCUUCGUUCAAAACCCUCUCAUCGUAACCGCUACUCUCCUCUUCUUCAUCUCUUCCUUAGGCCUUAUCGCUGCUCUCUACGGAAGCCACAUCAUCAUCACUCUCUACCUCUUCUUCCUUUUCCUCUCCAUCCUUCUCCUUCUUGUUCUCUCCGUCUUUAUCUUCCUCGUCACGAAUCCCACCGCCGGAAAAGCGUUCUCCGGCAAAGGAAUAGGCAAUGUUAAGACCGGAGAUCUCCAGAACUGGAUCGGGAACCAUUUCCUUCGUGGGAAGAACUGGGAAGGGAUCAGCAAAUGUUUGUCUGAUUCUAGGGUUUGUAAAAGGUUUGGUCCACGUGACGUUGACUUUGACUCCAAACAUCUCUCUAAUGUACAGUUUGGUUGUUGUCGACCUCCCGUAGAAUGUGGGUUCGAAUCAAAGAAUGCCACGUGGUGGACAGUUCCAGCGACAGCGACCACGGUAAUCACAGGGGAUUGUAAGACAUGGAGUAACACGCAGAGCCAGUUAUGUUACGGGUGCGAGUCGUGUAAGAUUGGAGUGUUAAAAGGGAUAAGAAAAAGAUGGAGGAUACUUCUUGUUGUCAAUCUCCUUCUUAUCCUUCUCGUCGUGUUUCUCUACUCAUGUGGCUGUUGUGUGAGAAAGAACAAUCGUGUUCCAUGGAAGCGCCGGUUCUUUUAAAAACUCCUUCCAUUUCGUUUCCAAAUUAAUUAAUUAAUUCUUC